Messenger RNA from Soboliphyme baturini, 249 nucleotides. The record is from the annotation of a GenBank genome assembly. Lineage: Eukaryota; Metazoa; Nematoda; Enoplea; Dioctophymatida; Soboliphymatidae.
AUGGAUUCCACCACGGCUUCGAAUGAAGCCACCACUUCCAGCUUCGUUAGCGUGAUCGAAACUGAGGUCGCCGUCACCUACGUUACCGAGAGGAUUGUCGGCCAGUAUCCAUCGGUUCCGAACGGGCCUUGCAUGAUUAUCCGUUCAGUAGGCGUCACCGUCGGUCAGUGGUAUAUCGAUCCGACCAAUGCGUCACAUCACUGGCAGUUGUUCGGCUACUGGGUUGGCGAUCAAUCACAGCCGGCAUGA